Molecule: messenger RNA, 2832 nt
Organism: Plasmopara halstedii
Lineage: Eukaryota; Oomycota; Peronosporomycetes; Peronosporales; Peronosporaceae
Product: chloride channel family
Exons: 2
Coding region: 1-2832 (943 amino acids)
Biological process (GO): chloride transport; transmembrane transport
Cellular component (GO): intracellular membrane-bounded organelle; membrane
Molecular function (GO): voltage-gated chloride channel activity
Source: RefSeq, a predicted model, not a curated record
AUGGCCACAUCCCGUGAAACCUCGGAGACAGAUGCAUUGCUGGCGCCGCCAACACCAACAGUCGUGAGCGUGCCCAUCGCAGAUACUGGUGAAUACAAGAACAACAAUCUAUCCUCUGGUCAGAAUGCAGUCGAUUCCGCCGCACCACGGCGUUUUCCGGCACUAGCACGCACGGCCUCAGCUCUCAGAUCGCCUUCCUCAAUCCUGCGUUCGCCCAUGCCACGAUUUACACUAGACGGUCCGCGCUUGUCAAGCUGGAGAGUCAAUAGCCGUAAUGCCACGCCACAGUUCGGUCCCAUGGAGUCGCACGCGCGCGAACAGUACCAAACGUAUGGUGUACAGAGAACACACUCGUUUCCAAGUGACUUGUACUCUGGUGCUCGAUUCUCACGGUUUGAAAUUGAAGAAGCGCUUCGACAGCGUAAUGGUUCGACGUUGAUGGAUUGGUUAAAAAGCAAGGGACGCAAUCCAUUCUAUGCCGCGAUGCGCAAGCAGCAACAGAAGGAGUCGGACAUUGAAAAGCGUGCUAAGGCACAACACCGCGAGUCGUUUAAUUACGACUUUUUUGAAAGUCGAGUGAAUAUGCAACACGACCAAGAGCAGACAGAGAGUGCUAUUCGCUCGCUUAAUAUCGCGCGUUGGGUCAUGACCUUUGGUGUUGGACUUGGUACAGCUCUGGUUGCCUGUUUUGUCGAAUUUUGGACGUCAUUGCUGUCGACAUUCCGUACGUUUACCUUAAAUUCUCUUGUGGCAGAUGAGAGAAAUGGUAUCCGCACUUUUGGUUUUGGAUACUUCGUUUAUACGCUGAUAAGCGUCGCGUUUGUCGCUGUGGCGAGCUAUUGUGUCGCGAUUCUCUGCCCUGUUGCUGGUGGAUCCGGUAUCUCUGAGAUCAAAGCGACUUUGAAUGGAAUCAAGAUUCACCGCGUCGUACGACUCAAAACGCUCUUUUGCAAAGCAUUUGGCAUCCUAUUUAGUGUAGCUGGGGGCUUGCCUGUUGGAAAAGAAGGACCUAUGAUUCACAGUGGCUCAGUCAUUGGCGCUGGUCUGUCACAGGGAAAAUCUUCAAGCUUUGGUCUUGACACGAGCUGGACUAAGUUUAAAGGAUUUCGCAAUGACAAGGAAAAGCGUGACUUCAUCUCGUGCGGUGCAGCUGCUGGUGUGGCGGCUGCAUUUGGUGCCCCGAUUGGUGGUGUGUUGUUUGCAUUAGAAGAAGGCGCGUCGUUUUGGCAUCAAAACCUCACAUGGCGCACAUUUUUCUGUGCCAUGGUCUCAGCUUUUGUGCUUAAUUACUUUAUGUCAUUCAUGGAAGCCAGUGAAGCGAGUGGUCCAACGCCGGAUGUUGGUCAUGUCUCUAUUGGUGGGACUUUAGGCACACAAACGGGAACCUUCACAUUUGGUCAAUUUACAGGCAGUAAAGCGUAUGAAGUUGUUGAUGUGCCUGUUUUUAUAGUGAUGGGCAUGAUUGGCGGUCUGUUCGGUGCUGGAUUUAAUGGUGCUAACAUGGUGCUAACCAAAUUUCGCAAGCGUUAUGUGACCCACCGCUUGUUGCGAUUCGGAGAAGCAUUACUGAUUGCAUUUUGCAUGGCAACUGCAUCAUUCUGGCUCUCGUACUUCUUUGGUACUUGUCGUGAUCUUGCUGGUGACUACAAAGACUCACUUUCGCAAUUCUACUGCCCUACAGGUCAGUACAAUGACCUGGCGUCGCUGUUUACAGUCAACUACGCUACGAGUAUGAAGCAACUGCUACACUUUACAACAGCCUCCAGCUUUACGGCCUUCUCGCUGUGUAUGUUUUUUGUCGUCUUCUACAUUUUUGCUUGCUGGACAUACGGCAUCGCUGUGCCAUCGGGUCUCUUCGUGCCUAGUUUACUUGCCGGUGCUGCGUACGGACGUAUUUGCGUCAUGAUUGUACAUUCGCUGGGUUUCCAAGUUGGUGCACAAGACGGAAUGUUUGCACUGAUAGGCUCUGCUUGUAUGCUCGGUGGUAUGGCGCGCAUGACUAUUUCGCUCACAGUAAUCAUUCUCGAGUGUACAGGAGUAAUUGAAUGGGGUCUUCCUAUAAUGGUGUCACUCAUGGCAGCUCGCUGGGUUGGUAAUAGCUUCAACGAGGGUCUGUAUGACAUUCACAUUCAUCUGAACCAUUUACCAUUCCUCGAAUUCGAUCCUCCAUACUACGCCCGAUUUUUGAGAGCACUUAAUAUUAUGAGCUCACCAACAAUUGGCUUUCCAGUCAUUCUUCCUCGCAGUCAAGAUGCGGCGGGAGGUGGCCAACGGCUAAAUUUAGGUGACAAGCGCAAGUCGCCACGUUUUUCAGGAAUCAUCUACCGCCAUCAUCUAGCUGUCCUGCUUCAACGCAAGGACUUUUUCAUCGAGAAGCCAGAACCAUUUGUACGUACGCCUGCAAGUGACACGACACUGUUAUACAAUGAUCAGUACGCACUGUCGUAUCGCGACAUGGAAGGGAGCUACCCGCGAUAUCCGUCAAUUAAUGACAUUCAGCUGGAUGAUGACGAACGGGACUUGUGGAUGGAUCUCACGCCUUAUAUGAACCCGACACCCCACACGGUUCAAGAACAAACUCCAGUGCCUCGUGCCUUUCGAUUAUUCCGAUCGUUAGGACUUCGUCAUCUCAUCGUAUUGAACCGACGAAAUGAAGUACGCGGUGUGAUUACUCGAAAAGAUUUGACUCCUGCGCACCUUAAAUUCUGCCUUGAAUCUCUUAACGAAACCGAAAAGCAGCGAAUUCAAGGUUACUUUCACCGCGAUCGAGCUGGAUCGGAACGAUUCGAAGAUGUAGAGAAAAAGCUCAUUCGCAUCAAUGACAACUCCUAA